Molecule: messenger RNA, 731 nt
Organism: Ylistrum balloti
Lineage: Eukaryota; Metazoa; Mollusca; Bivalvia; Pectinida; Pectinidae
Product: small integral membrane protein 20-like
Exons: 3
Coding region: 8-271 (87 amino acids)
Biological process (GO): mitochondrial respiratory chain complex IV assembly
Cellular component (GO): mitochondrial inner membrane
Source: RefSeq, a predicted model, not a curated record
GUUGACCAUGGCCGGCCGACCAAAGACACAGCGCUUCAAAAAACCCCAGAAGCAUAAAAUGGUCGGAUAUAAGUUCGCAACACUUGUGGGAGGCCUCUUUGGAACGCUCGCAUUAUUUUUGUAUCCAACUGUUAUUCAACCAAUGAUCGACCCUACGAAGUGGCAAGAAAUACAGAAAGAAGCUAGAGCAGGAUAUGACCAAGAAAAGAUACAACCUGGAGACAUGAGAGUAUGGACUAACCCGAUGAAAACACCAAGCAAGAAGGAAUAAGAGAAGACGACGAUGAAGAACAUUUACUUAUUAAUAUAUAACUAAAAAUAGUUUGUGUGAUGAGAAAGGAUAUGUAAAAUCUAAUACAAACAGACUGAGAAAAAACCGGAUCAACUUACUAAAAGUGUGUUCAUCAUAAACUGAUGUGGUAGUGAUGAGGAAAAUCCCUGUAGAUUUUGAAAUAGAAUCGAAAGUGAAGUGUGAUUGAGUGACAAUAACAAAGUAAUAUUUGUGAUGAUGCAUCAAGAAGAAACUGUCUUAAUUACUUGAAUGAUUUUGUAAACUGUGUGUGAGCAAGCUAGGAAUAUGCUCUCUGUAUGGUAGAACAUGUAAAUACACUUCUUGAGCUUAAAUAUUAUAGAAUUGUGAGCAUAAAUAUUAUAAUUCUGUUAAAAAUUGUAAUUGUUCUCAGCUGAUAAUUACUACAGUGUAGUAUAUAAAAGCGUUCUCAACAAUUCCA